Microbotryum saponariae is the source of this 2459-nucleotide messenger RNA. NCBI's taxonomy places the organism in Eukaryota, Fungi, Basidiomycota, Microbotryomycetes, Microbotryales, Microbotryaceae. The record is from the annotation of a GenBank genome assembly.
AUGUCGUCACGAGCAAUCUCCCCCACCUUCGAUCCUCCGCGGGCACCAUCAACUUCGCGCCUCAUGGACACGCCCGCACUGGAUUUCGGACCAGAGUCAAACUCGAGUCCAAAGCGCAACAAAGCGUCAUCAGCGUCAUGGACGUCAUGGCUGGAACCACAUGAAGCCUCGAUUCUAGCACCGUCGAAUUCAGACUCGCAAGAAUCUUGUGAAUCAGUAGAACGGUCACGUGAUUCGAGCGGUCCCGAUCAAUGCAAAGGCGAGCCCUCGGCUAGGACGAUACGAAGACGUAACUUGGCUUCCCUUUCAACCAUGACUGAUCGAGCCUUUGGACGGUCGAGUGGUGAUUCGCACGCCACUAAAAACAGACCCUCGAGAGCCGCAGUCGAACAAGCGCCGAGACUGGGCAAGCUGGGCUCCUCCUCCCCAAUGCACAAGACCAGAUCUACCGGCGUCAGCUCGAGCACGCAGUGGACAUCACCAGUUCUUUCGAUUCUCCAGGUGAAAGGGCCAUCAAAGAAGCGAAUGAUCUUGAACGGAGCUUCAAGCAGGCCUUCAGCCUCGACGUCUUUGUCCCUACUCCCUAGGAACGGAGCCGACCCCAUAACGAGAGGCACCCCCUCGUCCGCCUCGACCUGCAUACCCAAUUCGUCAACUACACCCAUGACCACAACUCUGCGUAGAAGGUCUCGGACACCCUCUCCUACAGAGGAUGCGAGAGCUUCUUGGCCGAAACGAGAGCCUUCACCUCAAAUCGUGCCCAAGUCGCUCAAGCCAACCUCGUCGAUACUCCGAGCUCGUUAUCCGACCCCGCCCGUCUCCAUUGCGUCCGCUCGAGGAUCUUCAGUCGAUCUAAGGACCUUUCAUGAACCAUACGGGGGAAAGGGUCCGGCUGCGGCGGCUGACAUCGAUGUCAUCAUCAUUGACGACACCGAUGAGGAGCUUGAUGACGAGCGAGACGGUCGACCCGCGUCUCCGAAGCGAGCGAGAUAUUCCCAUAACUUAUUUGACGAAGAGGAGACGGAUUCGACUAGACGAUCGUCUGCGAGUCACCUCGGUGGUUCAUCGAGGUGGAAUACUAGCAAAACGACCGAUCCGCGUUCGCCGAUCCGAUCAUCGACCAUCCCCACACCCGAGCAGUUUGUCGUUGACCCCGAGCUGUUCAUCGCUUCGGCCAACUGGUCACGCCGCAUCAUCAUCGACGUGCUUUCUCUCAAUAUCGACUGCCUCGCCUUGAAUCGAGAAGUUCCGGAAGGUCAAGCCAUCGACCUUGAGCUCGAACUCGCGCUUGUCGCGGAUGUGGAUGGAGGUCGAACCGAGCUCGACCUCGUCGGCGAGUGCGUGCGUCUCGAACGCUGCGCAUCGAAUGCGACCGGGCUCAUUUUUGCGGGAUCCAAACCACACACAUUCGAGCUGGAUUUUGAUCCCACGGCUCUUCGAACGGCUACGGAUAUCCACGUCGAGAUCACUCUGCGUAGCCUGGACGGCGAGGAAUGGGACACAAAAGCUUGCCUGCCCAUCUCUGACUGCGACGUUCGAGGCGUGGAGCACAUCAUCCCUUACGGUUCUGAACAAACCCUUCGCUUCUCCAAGACAACGACGGCUCGAAUGGCUUAUCGAUCAGCGGCGAUGCUUGACAGCCGAAUGUCCGAACUGGACUUCUCGGCUCGAGAGCUCGAUCGACGCCUUGAUCGGGUCAGACUCGAGAAUGUCCCGGUUUGGUUACCCGAUGCUUUGGACGUUGCAUCGAUGCGGUACCAGGAAAUUCAAGAGACGAUACCGGGUCGGAAUGAGCUCCUUCAGCCGGUUGACCAUGGUCCAACACGGUAUACCUACGACUUCGUGGUGUGGCUUUCACUUUGCAUUUCAGUGGAAUUGGAACCCCUUACUGCAGCAGACUGACGCUGUCCCGUUUGGGUACUUGAUCCUACCAGACAAAACGACCGGUGGAUCUGGGCCAGCGUAUCAUGGAGCCAAGCACCACUGAGACACCUUUGAGUACGAUCCAGGUUCGGCAGCAACUUAACGCGGUCAGUCUGUCGAGCUGCUUCAGUGCCAGAGUGCCCGAGAGUCCUUCAGCUGAUCCUCAAUACUUCAAGUCCCGUAUGCAGUUACUUUUACGCACGUCCUACACCGCAAAAGAACGUCUCGUCCGCCGGCUGCACCUCUCGUGGACGAUAUUGAACCCCUUCCCACCUUCGAUCGUCGCGCGCGAACUCGCGUGUUGGAACCACUUUGCGCCCGUCAUCGAGCACUUCAUGGCCGGCCAGCAACUCGAAUGGUUCCUAUGGACGAGUCUAGUCAUGAAGGGUGAGAAUGGUCAGUAUCGAGGUUUGUUGUCCGUCCCAGAAUGGGAGCAGGUGAGGAAGAUGUAUCGCAAGCAGGUUAGAAAGAUUGAGAAAGGCAGGCGGCAAUCGUAUGAAGUCUGGCGAGGGCGUGCGGAGGAAUCGGUAGGGUAG